CUCAAAAACCUAGUAAAUCUUUUAAAAUGCUAGUCUCAAAUAUUUGGGAUGAUAGCGAUUUGACUGUCAAUGAAGAAACGUCUGAUUCCAUGCCCAGCCAAACUCCUAAUAAGACCAGGCAGUUUAACAAUACUCUUAAAAGCAAUAAAGGAAAAGUUAAGCCUGGGGACCUACCCAAUUAUACGUCAGGAAGAAAAGGACCUCACCAAUUUCUUUCUGCUUUGAAUAUACCCAUGCAAUCAUUAAAUGAAGAAUUGAAGCUCGAAGGUGAGAACCAAGGCGAUAAGAAGUAUCUGAAACCUUUGGUGGAAGAGAAGAAGCCAAGAAAGUUGUCUUCAAAUGCAAGAGAUGGUGCAGAGAUUUUAUCUAGCCUUCGGAAAAUCCCUUCGAACGAACUUCUGAAAAGGAUGAGCUAAGCCCUCCAGUCAUCCUAUCCAAGCUUUAUUCAUAGGAUUUAUAACAUUAAUAUUCAUAAUAAUUU
This is a messenger RNA of Moneuplotes crassus, 481 nucleotides long. The record is from the annotation of a GenBank genome assembly. NCBI's taxonomy places the organism in Eukaryota, Ciliophora, Spirotrichea, Euplotida, Euplotidae.